Messenger RNA from Amphimedon queenslandica, 848 nucleotides. RefSeq lists its product as uncharacterized. The record is from RefSeq and is a predicted model, not a curated record. The coding region runs from base 89 to 667 and encodes 192 amino acids. The transcript has 8 exons. Lineage: Eukaryota; Metazoa; Porifera; Demospongiae; Haplosclerida; Niphatidae.
AUCUAAUAAUGAUACAUUCUCAUAUCAAAGAGUUCCCAAAUUAGCAGUAGAACACAUUACAUUGGAGAUAUCAAAUUAUACACAAGAGAUGGCUAUUGUACAAUAUCAUGCAUUAGUUACAUUGGAGUGUACUGGUGAAGCUCCUGGGAAUAUUAGAGUUGUUUUACAGUGUAAUGGAACUGGUGUUGUAUAUGAUAUCAUAUAUCUAGUGGAAUAUGCUAGACAACCAAUAAAUAUAACUGGAUCAGUACCAGUACUUCAGUAUCAACAGUGUAAUAUCAGUAUUGUAUUCAGUAAUGAGGCUGGUAGUAGUGAACCAUUUAUACUAGCAUUUGAUACAACUCUUUCUUCAUACAUUAAUUCAUCAGUUCCUGUAGUACCAACUUUAAGUAGUACAUUAAUAAUAACUAAUAUGCUGUUUGGGGUUUUAGCUAGCUUAAUAACACUUAUUGCUGUGACUCUACUAUUAUUCAUGAUUUAUUUGAAGAGAAGGAAGAUAAAAAGCCGUGGUGAUUAUAAAGUAUCACAAGAGCAAUCAACAAACCCUUCAGUACCACAAGAAGUUUCUAAUGAAUUAGUCAGACAUGUUUUUAGUGCUGGACCUAUGCCAAGUAAAGAUAUGAAGGACAAUAAUAUAGCAUUGCAACCAAUGGUAAUAAUUUGUUGAGUUCUUUUUCUUAUUUGUCUUUUAAUCUUUUUAUAGCCUAAUAAUUAUGAUCAUGAGGCUGCUGAUAAUAGCACUACAUGCAGAACAUUUUCAGAAACUGAAACAACUUAUAUCAAAACGGAAACUAACAAAGAACAGGAAGAUAAUGAAACUCCAGUGUCAUAUGAUAUUAUUGCUGAAG